AUGACUCUCGAUCGAAUGCCGGAGCGCUCGAUGCAGGGGCAGUUCAUCGCGCUCGACACAUGCGUGCCGCAUUUUCUCACGCUUCGACGGUACUCCGCGGAGAAAGGGGUUCCCGGGGGGCCUUUUGGAGAACUUCGCCUUCGGCUUCCCAGUUUUAUCACGGGGAAGGUGCUCAAGGAGCUUGCUGGGCUUUACCGCCGUCUCACCAACGGCGACCUCCACGCGAUCGCGCUAAAGGAGCGGCUCGCCGAGCUCCAUGCGCGGACCCCCUCACCCGAGGCGAAGGAGCUCAUUCAAAGUUUAUCCGACGCCCUCAGAGUAGAGGAUAAAGGGGUAGUCCCUCCCUCGCACAGCCCCACCAACUCACCAAAAACUUCGGGGAAUAUUUACUUCCGUUUGAAGGGCGAAAACUAA
Phytomonas sp. Hart1 is the source of this 414-nucleotide messenger RNA. The record is from the annotation of a GenBank genome assembly. Lineage: Eukaryota; Euglenozoa; Kinetoplastea; Trypanosomatida; Trypanosomatidae.